UACAAGUCGUUUGACAGGCGAGAACACAUGUUGAAUGAAACCUUGAAUAAAAUCUGAAGAACAAGAAGUACAGGAACAUUAACUCCCAACUGGCACGGACAUAAAUUGAAGACUUGGUUUGCCAUCACAGGUCAAAGGUUGAGGGGUCUCUGAGGGAAUACAGCUCUCUGAUCAAGAACAAUGGGCCUCCUGCAGCUGCUGAAAUCCCAGUUCUUGAGCCACCUGAUCAUCUGCUAUGUGUUCCUGGUUAGCGGCAUCAUUAUCAACCUGUUGCAGAUCUGUACUUUACCUCUGUGGCUGGUCAGUAAGCAGCUGGCCCGCAGGAUCAACAUCAAACUGGGCUACUGCGUCAGCAGCCAGUUGGUAGUUCUCCUGGAGUGGUGGUCUGGGACAGAGUGCACGCUCUACACAGACCCAAAGAGUUCUCAAAUGUAUGGAAAAGAGACUGCAAUUGCGGUUCUCAAUCACAGAUACGAGAUUGACUUCCUGUGUGGCUGGACCUUUUGUGACCGAUUCGGAGUUCUUGGGAGCUCAAAAGUGUUGGCCAAAAAAGAGUUGAGUUAUGUACCUGUUAUCGGCUGGAUGUGGUACUUCCUUGAGAUGGUUUUCUGCAAGAGGAAGUGGGAGGAGGACCGAAGGACGGUGGCUCAGAGUCUUCAGAACCUGCGGGAUUACCCAGCAAACUUCUGGUUCUUGCUUUUCUGUGAAGGAACACGCUUCACACCGAAGAAGCACCAGCUCAGCAUGCAGGUGGCUGAGAGCAAAGGUUUACCCAAACUGAAGCAUCAUCUUCUGCCCAGGACCAAAGGAUUCUGGGUAACUGUCCAAAACCUCAGAGGAACUGCUGCAGCUGUUUAUGACUGUACGCUGAACUUCAGAAACAACGAAGUGCCGACCUUGCUUGGAGUUCUUAAUGGGAAAAAAUAUGACGCAGAUUUAUAUGUGAGGAGAAUCCCUCUAGAGUCGAUCCCAGAAGAUGAGACAGAGUGUGCUGCGUGGCUCCACAAACUCUACCAGGAAAAGGAUAGCUUUCAGGAGCACUACACACAAACAGGGCGUUUCCCCGGCCCCACAGUGAGCCCUCCAAGCCGACCCUGGGCCUUGAUCAACUUGCUUUUCUGGGCCUGCCUGCUCCUCUACCCUCUAGGCCUGCUACUCGCUCAACUGGUCAGCUCUGGAUCGAUAUUCACCAUCUUAGUUUCUGUGGCUCUCUGCUCUGCAGGUUCACUGGGAGUUCGCUGGAUGAUUGGCCAGACUGAGAUUGACCGAGGUUCAAACUAUGGGAGUAAAGCGGCUCCUCUAAACAACAACUAAAGACUUCCGACCUACUCUGAGCUGCUUCUUUGCACAGUUGCCGGCAACCGAAUUUGUAAACACCAGUCUGACAGAACUGGUCCGACAAGUACAAACCUGCUUCCAAGCACAAUGCAGACAGCGUAGUCUCGUCUUAACGCUAUGCUGCAGAAGCUCAAGGUGCAAGAUCAUGAAACAGGAAUACGGUGGGCAGCUUCCUUUGGUAAACUUCUGAUAAGAACGUGAGGCGAGAUCAAAUCUGGCUUCAAAUCAAAGUGUAAAUAUUUGAGUACAGUCAAAACAAAACUUUUCUGGAAAUUAAAAUUUAACCAGUGUAAAAUGGACUACCUCUUUGAUUGUAAUGUAAAGAAUAAAUUAAUUUUCAUGGUGGAAGAAAAUA
This is a messenger RNA of Sebastes umbrosus (honeycomb rockfish), 1693 nucleotides long. It is a transcript of the gene agpat4, whose product is annotated as 1-acylglycerol-3-phosphate O-acyltransferase 4 (lysophosphatidic acid acyltransferase, delta). Gene Ontology annotation, molecular function: 1-acylglycerol-3-phosphate O-acyltransferase activity. Bases 181 to 1314 code for a protein of 377 amino acids. Lineage: Eukaryota; Metazoa; Chordata; Actinopteri; Perciformes; Sebastidae. Gene Ontology annotation, cellular component: mitochondrial outer membrane; endomembrane system. The record is from RefSeq and is a predicted model, not a curated record. The transcript is spliced from 9 exons.